AUGUGUUUAAAGAAUAACGUAGUUUAUUAUGCGAAGGAAAACCUCAAUCUGUUGUUGAACGAUGCGUUAUUUAUCAAGAGUCAGAAAGUCAUUAACAAACAUCUAGUAGAUAUUUCAGCGGACUGGGACCCUCUUCUGCAGGUGAACCUGCUGGCCGACAGUGAUCUGCGCUUCGCACCCGCCGACCGCCAAGCACCACCGCGACCUUCCACGGACAUCUACUUCCCGCGCCCGCCGUUUGAUGUGGCGCCCGGGGCCACCGCCACCGCCACCACCACUGCUCGUCCGGCGCCCGCCCUCGGCAUCACGUCCGCCGUAUACAGACCCCUGGGAGCGCUAGCGGCAUCGAGCAGCGGCGCCGACGGAGGUGGAGGAGCGCUGAGUGGGCGCAGGAGGGCGAGGCCUUUCAGUUUGAUGCUGGACAUCUAUCCAAUGCCGCCCGCAGAGUACGCGGCCGCGGCGGCCGCCAAUAUCCCCGCGCGCGGGCCGCGCCCGCACCCUGCUGCGCCCGCGCCCGCGCCCGCGCACAUGGUGGUGCACCUCAACUUGUACCCGCGCGUGCGCGGCGGAGCGCGCUCCAACAGCAGGAGCGACGGCCCGGAGCCCGUGGCGCUGGCAGAGCAGUCGGGGCCCACGUUUCAUAUCAGCGUGCGGCCUGGCGGCGGCGGUGGCGAAGAGGUGGCGCUGGAGGGCGACGCUGGUUGCGCCUACGCGCAAGGUAGCGGCGGCGGCGGCGCUUGGGCCUCCGGCGACUGGGCGGAGCUCCUCGCCCAGCUCCACAAAAUUUGCGUUCGUCGGCAACCGGCGGUGGCGGCGGCGCCGGCGGCGACCAACACCCGCGAGCCACCGGAUCUACAGGAGCGGGCGUCACGGGGCAGUGAACACGAGAUUCUAACUGAAUUCCUCGGGCGAUCAGCAGCGGCAGCCCAACAGCCUUUGAUGCCAUCACAGGACAUACCUAUAGAGCCCACCGCUCCCGAAAUGGACUCCAGCGGACCCGAGCACACUGCUUUCGUACCGUCUGCACCGGGACCGGACCCCACCGCGGAGGCGCACACCGCCAUAGACCACACUGCGACGGGGCGUUCCAGUGCCAAGCAUUACGUCGCGCAGGGCUUAGACGAGACAUUCACAGCUGUGGACCCGUCUGGGGUGGCGCACACUAUCCUGCCCUCUGCGGGCGGCGACACACCCGCCAACCAGCUGCCAUCCCUCGAGCAAGAAACACACGGAUACGCGCCCUCGCGGUAACCGAGAUAUCGUUUUGGUGCUUACAAGGGAACGGCAUGACCGUAUAAUGCAGUUUCAGGUUGUAACUUAAACGAACUGUGAGGCUUAAUUCAAUCCUAAAUAUUAAACCCACAGUUACAAAAAUAAACGUCAACUUCAAUUUUUGGUUUGGCUUAUUUCACGUUUCUAAAAAUCCAUUACUAAUCCUUUAAAAACGAACUUCUGAACGCUAGUUGUUGAUUUAACUCGGAUUUCAAUGAAACAACAAAGGGGAUGACAAUAUCGAACAAUGGAUUUUUGAUUUGUAAUAUGUGUAUUGUGUACAAAAGCUUAAAUGUUUCACAUUCUUGAAGUCAAUUUCUUCUAAACCGCUUAUCGUACCAAACAUGCUCUAAUGGAGACGUGAUUCAAUUACUUUUAGCACUGCAUUCGUCAAAUCAUCAAAGACAUUGAAAUGCGUUUCUUUUGCAGUCGACACUCGAUACGGCCCUUGAUUGGUUUUCAACACGCGAAAGCGGAUGGCGUAUUUUAGGGAACUCUGUAUUUAUUUUUGUUCGCGUUAUUAUGUAAGUAGUAAAGGGAAGCGGAAAUCAGCCAAUUUUUCAGAGAAAUCUCUAAUUGUCGGUCCUUAGUAACAUUAAAGUAAAGGCUGUAAAGUAAAUUACUUUCUCUAACUCGUUGUGUAGUCAUAACCCAUGUUUUAUGACUAUUUGAUACCGAAAAAUCGAUUGAAGGCAAAAUGCCGGUCCGGCCUAAACUAUUUCUCCAGAACUCCAAACUAUUUCGCUAUUUCUCCAGAACUCAUAUUUCCCGAAGGAACUGAACUAACUCGAGGCCCUGAUAGUUUGAAACAGAUAUUUUGUUUUGGGAGGUACUUUACAAGAAGCCUCAAUAGCAAUUUCAAAAUUUUCUCAAAAAAUGACAUCAUUUUUUUAAUGUUAAUUUUUAAGUUCUCGGAGUGCGUAAAUAACUUUUAAGAAUGUUGCAGGAAUCAUUUUCGUUGAUUUCGAUUUCGAAAUUUGCAAAAGUUCAUUGUUUUUCAAUAUCUCUCUUCAAGUAUACAGACGUGUUCAAAUUAUCAGACUAAAGCAUGUCUUUUCUAAUUUUCAUGAUAUAAUUGAAGAGAAACGCUGUUAAGUGUGAGGUCCUGGCAGAUUGCUCAUUGUCGAAAAGAAACAUGAGGCAUAGCAAUAUAAAAAUAUCUAAAGAAGAACUUUUUCGGCAAAUUCAUGGGUUUUUGUCCAAUAAUGGAAGUGGCCAUUUUCAGCCUUGGCAAAAAUGAAGCCAGUCCGCAGUAAAGAAAAAAAAUCUUCAAGAAAUUAGAAGGAAAGCAAUUUAAAAGGUGUUACAUAUGGUGAAUUGGAAUAGUUCGACUUGACACCCAAAAGUAUUGAGAGGUAUUGACAAAGUCAAGUUGAGGGGAAUACGUGAAUACGGAAUAAAAGAAGCGCGUAGACUAACUAGGGGAAUUAUUGGUACCAAGCGCUAUGAAAUUAAAACUCAGGUGAAAAGUUGGUAAACAUUAUCCAAAAAGGAUAGGAUGGAAAAUUAAAAUAAAUGUCAAAUAACGAAAAGUCUAUAACUAAUAAUU
Molecule: messenger RNA, 2821 nt
Organism: Gryllus bimaculatus (two-spotted cricket)
Lineage: Eukaryota; Metazoa; Arthropoda; Insecta; Orthoptera; Gryllidae
Source: the annotation of a GenBank genome assembly